AUGGCCUUCAAAUUUGCAAGUCUUGUAAAAAGCACUGCUGCAAAUCACAUAGAUGAUGUGAUUGUUGAAAAAUUAAGUGAAAUAGAGGAAUUAGUAGCAGAUGAAAUAGGCUAUGAAGAUGAAGAUAACAAUGAGUUUAAUGAAGAAAUGAUUGAUGAUGAAUUUGAUAAAGGAUUUGAUGAUAAAUUCAACAAAGGAUUUGGUGAUGAAUUCAAUAAAGGAUUUGGUAAUGAAUUCAAUAAAGAAAUUGUUGAAUUUGAUGAAGUUAGUGAUAAUGAAUUCAUUGAAGAAAAUGUUGAAUUUGAUGAAGUUGGUGAUGAUGAAUUCAAUAAAAAA
Cetraspora pellucida is the source of this 336-nucleotide messenger RNA. NCBI's taxonomy places the organism in Eukaryota, Fungi, Glomeromycota, Glomeromycetes, Diversisporales, Gigasporaceae. The record is from the annotation of a GenBank genome assembly.